Messenger RNA from Drosophila biarmipes, 1266 nucleotides. Its product is annotated as lipase 3. Bases 1 to 1266 code for a protein of 421 amino acids. Gene Ontology annotation, molecular function: hydrolase activity, acting on ester bonds. The record is from RefSeq and is a predicted model, not a curated record. The transcript has 3 exons. Lineage: Eukaryota; Metazoa; Arthropoda; Insecta; Diptera; Drosophilidae. Gene Ontology annotation, biological process: lipid metabolic process.
AUGGGGCGAUCUACGGGUAGUUUGCUCAUCCUGGCUGUUUUGGUCGUGGGUGUUUAUUCGGCGGCCUUAGAAGGACCCAUUGACUUCUACAAACUGUACGAUAAUCCCGAGGCUCAUGUUAGUCUCAAGGGUAAAGCAACCACGGCUGAUCGCACGGCCGCACAUGGAUAUCCUUCGGAGCACCAUCAUAUCACAACCGAGGAUGGUUACGUCCUGGGAGUAUUCCGGAUUCCCUACUCCCACAAGUUGCAGAACCAGAACGCAAAGCGACCCAUUGUGCUGCUCCAACAUGGUUUGGGCAGUUGCUCAGAUGCCUGGAUUUUGCAAGGACCUGAUGACAGCCUUCCAUACUUGCUGGCGGAUGCGGGCUAUGAUGUGUGGAUGGGCAAUGCCCGGGGUACUUCCUAUUCCAGAAACCACACCACUCUCUCCCCGGAUCAUCCACUUUUCUGGCAAUUCAGUUGGCAUGAGAUCGCCAUCUACGAUAUUUCGGCUAUUAUAGAUUACGCCUUGAGGACGGAGAAUGGUGAGGGUCAGGAGGCCAUCCACUAUGUGGGCCACUCGCAGGGCACUACGGUGUUCUUUGCCCUGAUGUCCUCGAUCCCCGCCUACAACUAUAAGAUUAAAACCGCCCACUUGUUUGCCCCCGUGGCCAUUAUGAAGAACCUGUCCAGCCCGUUGGUGCGCUACUUGGGUCCCUAUUUGGGCCACAGGAAUGCCUACUCGAUCCUGUUUGGCUCCCAGGAGUUUUUGCCCUACAACGAGUUCGUCAUGGCCUUGUUUUUCAAUAUUUGCCUACCUAAUGUCAUCUACCGACCGGUGUGUGAAAGUGCCAUGAAAUCUCUGUACUCUGGAGGUCGUGUGAAUAUGACUGCCAUGCCAGAGGCCAUGGCCACGCAUCCUUCAGGUUGUUCCACCGACCAAAUGUUGCAUUAUCUACAAGAGCAGCAGUCGGGCUACUUCCGCCAAUUUGAUCAUGGAACCAAGAAGAACCUGCAGGUUUACGGAUCCGAGGAACCUCCGGAGUACCCUGUCGAGCUGAUAAAUUCCCUGGUUCACCUGUGGUAUGCGGAUAGUGAUGACCUUGCCGCCGUGGAGGAUGUGGAGGAAAUAGCCAGAAGGUUACCCAAUAAGGUGAUGCAUCACAUGGCGGAUCCUGAGUGGAAUCAUGGGGAUUUUGCCCUGAACUGGGAGGUCCGUGAAUAUGUCAACGAGCCUGUGAUUGCCAUCAUGGAGGAGUACGAGCUGAAGAACAGCGGAACGUGA